AUGGUUGGUGUUCUCAUUGCAUCCCUUAAGAACUUUGUGACCAAUGGCCACCUACCAAAUGCUUUCAAAACCUUCAUUCAAAUCCAGCACCAUGCUUCUUCACACCUUCUCCUGCAUCCCAUUAGCUCCCUUCUCUUUGCUUGCGCAAAGUUUGAGUCAUUGUCACAGGGUAAGCAAGUUCAUGGCCAUAUCAUCUCACUGGGUCUUCAUCAAAAUCCUGUCUUGGUUGCAAGGCUUAUUGGUUUUUACACAAAUGUUAAUAUCAUUGGCGAUGCCCAAUUUGUCACUGAGAGCUCCUGUACUUUGGAUCCUUUGCAUUGGAAUAUGCUUAUCUCGUCGUACGUUAAAAAUGGGCUCUGUGGGGAGGCUCUUUCUGUGUAUAAGAAAAUGUUGAGUAAGCAGAUUGAACCGGAUGAAUACACUUAUCCUUCUGUUCUCAAGGCUUGUGGGGAAUCGUUGGAUAUCAAUACUGGGGUGGAGGUUCACAGGUCUAUUGAGGCUAGCUCCAUGAAGUGGUGUUUGUUUGUGCACAAUGCUUUGGUCUCCAUGUAUGGCAGGUUUGGGAAUCUGGAAGUUGCGCGUAACUUGUUUGACAAUAUGCCAGUUAGAGAUACUGUUUCGUGGAACACUAUAAUCAGCUGUUAUGCCUCUAGGGGUAUGUGGGAGGAAGCGUUUCAGCUGUUUGGAAGUAUGCAGGAGGAGGAUGUUGAAAGGAAUGUGAUUAUAUGGAACACCAUUGCCAGAGGGUACUUGCAUUUGGGCAAUUUCGGAAUGGCACUUAAGCUAAUUUCCCAGAUGAGAACAUCCGUUCAUCUGGACGCUGUUGCAUUGGUCAUUGGGUUAAAUGCGUGUUCCCACAUUGGAGCCCUUAAAUUGGGAAAAGAGAUGCACGGUCAUGCGGUGCGAAUUCACUUUGACAUGUUUGAAAAUGUGUAA
Messenger RNA from Vigna angularis (adzuki bean), 936 nucleotides. RefSeq names its product pentatricopeptide repeat-containing protein At1g71490-like. NCBI's taxonomy places the organism in Eukaryota, Viridiplantae, Streptophyta, Magnoliopsida, Fabales, Fabaceae. Gene Ontology annotation, biological process: RNA modification. The transcript has a single exon. The record is from RefSeq and is a predicted model, not a curated record. Gene Ontology annotation, cellular component: intracellular membrane-bounded organelle. Bases 1 to 936 code for a protein of 311 amino acids. Gene Ontology annotation, molecular function: RNA binding; protein binding.